AUGACUCAAAAUCCAAUAAGUCUUCAAGUUUCAUUACCUGAAAUGCUUGAUUUGGCACUUGGCACUCCUGAGGUAGGAUCUAUAAACUUGAAUAUCCUUCACAAUUUUCUGCAUGUACUCCUUCAUCAAGUAAAUUUGAUCAAUUUAAAAAUUGAGUAUCGCGGAGAUGACGCAAACAGGAUAAAAACAAUUGUUUCGUCACUAAAAUCAGGACCGAGUAUUUAUCUACACGAGUAUAGUAUCACUGACAGUGCAGGCAAUGUUAUCAAACGAACCCAUGCUGCUGAAGCACCAGCUGUCGCUGCUGAAAUUUAUACGGUUGAUUCAAAAACAUCCGCGGACCUCGAAGGACCAAAUGCUAAUCUCGCUUCUUCUGCUUCUGAUGUUAAAGAGACGAAAGGAAUCAAACAAAGAAUAGGGGUUGGGGUUGAAGAUAAUCGUCAGUCGGUUAUUUUUGUGGAGCCUAUAAAAGACGGUGCUGUACCUAGUGCGUUGGGAUUUAAAAAAAUAAAUGAAACUGUUGAAAAACUUGAGAAACAGUUCCGAGCAUUAGAAGAAUUAGCAACUAAUCCUGAAAUAAUCGAACGCAUUAAAACUAGUCGACCGGAUCCGUUAAAUGAUAUGUGGAGUAUGAUUAACAUUAACAAAAGGCUUGAUGCAAGUGAACAAGGAAUUAGUAAAUUGAUGACAAUGUUACAAGAUAUAAUCAAAAGUGAGGAACAGAGUUCAUAUGUUUCUCUGAACGAGAAACAAGAUAGUGUUUCAAACAGUAUAAUUGAUAACUAUACUAACUCUAACGAUCGACUCACAAAGUUAGAAACGGAUCUAAUGAAUAUUGUCGACGAAAUGAUCAAAAUGAAAGAAAUUCUGGAUGUAAGGGAUAAACCUGAGUUACCUCAAGAGCAAAUAACAUUUUCAGAAGAAAUUCCGCUGAAUGUUAAACAAGAAUUUUAUAGCGAUAGUGACGAUAUGUCGGGAUUGAUGAGAGAGUCUGAAACGUACAGUGUCGAUAAUAACAAACUCCCUUCAUUGACAAGUCAAGCCGAUCAAGUAGAAACCCGGAAUGCAAAAGCAGAGAGAAAAUUUUCACCACAACUAAGUGUGGCAUCUGGAUUAGCGACUGCUGGCUCGGCAUCGGGAGAAGAUAAGGCCUUGAUGAAGUCAACUUUGAGUGAUAUCAGUUCCAAAAUUUCAUCUUCUCAUAGCAAACGCAGCAGCUCUGUUCUUAAUGAGCUUAAACUUGAAAUGGCAGCCUUGAAGUCCGAAGUAGAACAAACGAAACAGGACAUUGAAGAACUUCGUUACGAAGUGACACAGUUGCGUGAUCCUUCAACGGAGCCUCUGCCAGAAAAAUCAAUUGAAACUGAAAGUGAUGUCAGGACGAGUAUCAAUGAAAUAAAAUCUAGCAUUUCGAAAUCUUCUAACAGCAAAAGAAGUUCAUCUGGCAACAAAGAUCAAGUUGAUACGAAAUAUUCUUCAUCAUUCAUUGCCGUUGAAGAAUCUUCGUCGAGAGCUAGCAACACGUCUAUUCCCGGCUCAAAAGAAAUCGGUAUUACCGACAGCCGUUUUACCAAUGAUGAUAACAAACGCAAGAGCAAAUCAAUGGGCACGAUCAAAAGUUCGAGGGACUCUCGCUCACAAAAUUGUGAUGAAGAUAUAAAAAAUCUUGCAUCUCGUAUUUUAGCUCUAGAACAGAAAAUUCAGACAAUUGAUGAUGAUAGAAAAAUUUUAAUCGAGCAAAUAGAUCUGUUGAAAAUUUUGAAAGCCGAUAAAGAAGAUCUUGAAGACGCAUUGACAGAUAAAGCGGAUAUUGAGAUUGUGAACAGAAAAAUUUCCAAUGAUCGUUUUGAUUCGGCCAUUCACGAUUUGACUCACAGCUUAGAAGCAAUGGAAUCAAAAUUGACGGAACAAGAAAAUACUUUGAGCGACGCUUUGAAUACUAUUCAACAAAUUGUGGAUAAGAAGCUUGAUAAAGUUGAAAUAUCGCCAAUUAUAGAUCAUAUUAAUGAUGAAUUCCAAGUUAUACAAGAAAAGUUCGAAGAUCUAGAAGAAGAGCGCCAGAAAAACGAAGCAGCUGGAACAAAAAAAAUUCUUAAUGAUGUUUUAUGUAUAUCUUGCAAUAAAAACGUUAUGAUGAGGAUGGAUCAAGGGCCAAUUUACAAAAAUAAUUUCAUUUCGCAUGAAAGUAAUAAUAAUAAACCUUUGAUGAGAUACAACUCCAAUCGAAUGAAAAAACAAUUAAAACAAUACCCGGGUAAAAAUAUUAACCAGUUUGCGGCUUUGAUGAAGGAUACAAUUAUGAGAGCAGGACCUUAUCCAUCGGAGAGGAGCCCAAAAAUUUUGAAUCCAGGAAUGUCGUUAUCACCCAGACCGAUUGUAUGUAAGCCAGAAAAAAAUGUCUGUUGUUCUGCGUUUAAUGAUCAGUUGGCAGCGAGUAAAGAUUUAUUGGGACGACAAAAUUCAAAUAAAAAUCAAUCGAAACAAGAACAAGAAGAAUUAUUAAAUUCAAAAAAUAUAUUACUGACUGUUAUCAAUAAUGAAGGUAAUGUACAACAUUUAUUAAAUAUUUUAUUAUUAUUACUAAUAAAGCAAAAAAAAAGACCUCAGUUAAAAAAAAAUAAAAAUAAAAUCAAAACCAAAAAAUUUGAAAAAAAAAAACCAUUCAAAAUAUAA
This is a messenger RNA of Cotesia congregata, 2673 nucleotides long. NCBI's taxonomy places the organism in Eukaryota, Metazoa, Arthropoda, Insecta, Hymenoptera, Braconidae. The record is from the annotation of a GenBank genome assembly.